Messenger RNA from Photinus pyralis (common eastern firefly), 1492 nucleotides. RefSeq names its product ankyrin repeat and MYND domain-containing protein 2. NCBI's taxonomy places the organism in Eukaryota, Metazoa, Arthropoda, Insecta, Coleoptera, Lampyridae. The coding region runs from base 114 to 1277 and encodes 387 amino acids. The record is from RefSeq and is a predicted model, not a curated record. Gene Ontology annotation, molecular function: protein binding. The transcript is spliced from 2 exons.
GAGCCGUUGCGGAUACACUACCCCAACCUAACCACUACGGACAUAACCACAAUUUUGUGAAACAUUUAUUUAUUGAUACUUUAAAGUUGGAAACCUCGUGCUAGUUAUCAAAAAUGAGUACCAAUAUAUCUGAAACCGAGAAAAAGAUCUUUACAGCUAUUACAAAUAAUGACGUGGAGCUCCUUAAAACAUUACUCGUAGUGCAGGAAGAUGUUAACAUUGUGGAUGAAAAUAUGAUGACCCCACUGCAACAUGCAGCAUACAAAGGCAACAAAGAGAUGGUGCAGUUAUUUCUUGAUCGAGGCGCAGAUGUGAAUCUUUGUCAACACCAGCAUGGAUACACCGCCUUACAUUUUGCAGGAUUGUCGGGAAAUGCAGAAGUGUGCGCCUUACUUCUUUUAGCAGGUGCUAAAUCGCACGUAAUAAAUACUGUUGGAAGAACUCCUUCACAAAUGGCAGCCUUUGUUGGCAAUCACAACUGUGUAUCCACAAUUAACAAUUUUAUACCGAAAUCGGAAAUCGAACAUUAUACCACACUUCAGGGACAACAAACUAAACCCCAUCUUCCACCAUUCUUAACGGAAAGCUUUCAUAAAUUUGUCAUGCAAAUCAAUGUAAAUCCGAUACGGAUCGCUUUAAAUUUACAUCGAUUUGCUGGUCUUAUGGACCAUUUACAUGAAGUAUCCAAUGUGCUGGAAUUAAUGUGCGAGCACGAGAUGAAAAGGGGGACUGACACAAAUGAAGUUAUGGCUUUUAAAUAUCACCACUUAAGCUACACAGUUAAGGAAGUGUCGAAGAUACACAAAAAUCACGCCGCGAAAGAAGAAAGCGAAAAGAAGUUUGAUGUCGUCGAAGUAUUGAGUCGCAAUUUUCUGAAGCUUAGCAAGGACGGCAACUUAGAUUACAUGGAUGCAUUUUUGCGGGAUUGUGUACGUAGCUUUCCCUUUCGGGAAUGCACGUUAUUUAGACAAAUGGUAGCGAGUUUAACUGCCAAAGAUCCACCGUCGGCAAUUAGUGUCGUGGUAUCUGCAAUUAACGGCCAACGAGGAUUUGUUGACAACAUUCCACUGUGCAGUACAUGUGGCGAAGAAAAGCCGAGUAAAAAAUGUUCAAAAUGUAAAGUGGUGCAAUAUUGUGAUAGAGAAUGCCAAAGGUUACAUUGGUUCGUCCACAAAAAGGCUUGUGCACGGCUAAGUCAAGGGGAGAUGCAGACGGGCCCAAGUAAACCAGAUGCUAAAGAAAUCACUGCAGAUAUGCAAAAUUUAUUGGUGAAUUAAUUUCUAAAUUUACAUAAAUGGCUUUCCAUUUUCUGAGCUGUUGAUAGAUUGUCUAAUUUCACCAAGCUAGUAACAUGUACCAUAACAGUUGUAUGUUUAUUAUUGUCUUCGUUGUUCACAUAGAAUUUGGGAAAUCCAUAAACUAGCGCGUACAUUUGAGCAUUAACUGUAUGUUUAAGUGCAUUCGAACAUAAAUAUAGCAAAACGAAAUCCUU